AAAUACUCAGCUGCAAAACGGGACAACAACAAAGUAGGCUCUCACGAGAUUACAUUCACUGAGUAUUGCUGGACGUGUGUUAUGGUGUAGCCUGACAAAGCAAUUGUUUAUAGAUCGGAUACCUUCCAGUGAAAACGGAUUCAUGCAAUGGUAAUUAUUUCCCAUCCCUUCAAGUCAAGGAUCUUGCUGAUCCGCUGAAAUAAAAAUAAUUUUAAUUGUCUAACUAAAUACUAUUUAAUAGUAGGACUCAAAUAUCAAAUAGUAAAUAGUAAAUAGUCAAAUAGAAAUAGAGUACAGAAUAGUAUAGGCCAGGAUUAAAUAAGCUGCGGCUAUUGGACGUAAACUACCAAUAACUUCUACUUUUAAGGAGCUAUUUGUAGUAAAGUAUCAAUGCUUCUAGAGAGCUAUUGGCAUUGGUACUUCACUACCAGUAGUUCUUAAAGUUUCUAUGUGGCUACCAGUAGGUAGCUUCUACUUAGAACUUCUAUUAUAAAUAUCUACUAAAAUGUAGUCCUUAGGCGUCAUAGGUACGGUAUUGGUAGCCACUGAAAUCACUCUUAAGUACUAAGUAGGUUUAGGCCUUAGGCUUAGUAAAAAAAAAACAUGUGCCAAUGUUUUAGACAGCUGUCUGGUCGUGGAUCACUUCAAACAAUUUUGUGUGUGUCUAGUCUCAUAAAUUCCCUCCAAAUCAGAUUUUCAAGACAUAAUAUUAAUGCACUUAUUGAUUGUUCUUUGUAAAUAUUUUACCUUUACUUACUGCCAAUGAUGCAUUGCAGCUUAUGUUUUCAUCAGAUUCUGUGCAGUUAAAAACAUUGAUUCUGCAUAGUCUUCAAAAAUAAAUAGUUAGGUAUUCCUAGACUUAGACGCUAAAUUAAUUUGUGUCAUAUCAUAUAUACAGUAUACAGAUACACAAUUUUCCAAAUGAAAUUUUUAAACAAUAUCGAUGCCUUUAUAAGUUAAUGAGUUCUCAUCUGUUUAAAUAAUGCUCACUGGGCCUGUCACCCAACAGAAAAUCAAUAACUAAUAACAGUACAGGAGGGGGGGAGAAAGAUAGGUGACGUGACCUAAACAGAGAUUGGUCAAAGCUUAUGUUGUCAUCUUUAAGCCUAAUAACGCUAGUGUACCCUUUUCAUUUAACUAAAGUAACAAGAUUUUUUUAAUAUGCACACUUCGUAUGCUGUAAAUUAUGGUAAUUAUAGUUUAUAGACAUAUUUAGGCCUAUAUUUUAAUUUAUAACUUUCAUCAUGAUAUUUAACACAAACAUUUUUUACAGCUGAAUUUUAUUUUUACAGCACAUAUUACCUCUGCAAUAAAUUUCAGACUAUGAUCCUCUUUCCCCCAGUAUCUAUAUUAUAAAAUUUAAUUAUAAAGCAAUAUAGCCAAAUCUCAAUAUAUGAGGAAGGCUACAGCAGACAGCAUUAAUACAGUACAGUAGAUUUUAUAAUUAGCGCUGAGGUGUUGUCAUUAGUACAAAGUAGUAAUAAAUUAACAGGGUAUUACUUCGCCAGCAUCAUUGAAAGUGAGUUUUUAAUGUUCCAAUUUUGGUUUGAUUUUAUUGGCUGGACUACCAAUAGCUCUCUCGAAGCUAUUGGUAGUCAACUACUAAUAGACACUUUCUAGCAAUAGUAAUAGGCAAUUCAAUACUUGUCAAAAGUCCUUUAAUAGUUAGUAGUAGAGAAAUGGAUUGGCAUAGCAGUAAUUUAAUUGCAGCUUUGACUUUGAAUGAAUACUUUGAUUUUGAUUUGAAUUGAUGUUUCUUGAAUGAUUAAAAAAAUUAAAAUAAUAAGUUAAAUAAUAAAUCACUAUGCAUUUACAGACAUGACAAAGUAGCCUACAUUAGACUUGGACACUUACUAAAACCUAGCUAAUCUUUGUAAAUUUAGUAAAGUCUAAUCUUACUCUGUAAAUACCAAAUUCUAUUUAGUCUACGUGUAAGUCAAUUAUUAUUAGUAAUACUAGUAAUAUGCAUUAGUAUACAGAUUAAAAAGUGAAUGAAUUUUCUAAUUUUUGUUCUUCCUCUCCUCAAAUUUGUUUGUAAUAUGAAAACAAAAAAUAUUGCACACUUUGGAUAUAAAAAUAUUCUAAAUAUAUUUUCAGGUAGCCAGGUAACUCAAAACUUACAAAGUUUUUAAAUAUGUUGUUUCUGAUAUCAGUGUAAAUAUACAUUUAUUUAGUUUAGUCAGUGCUCAUUUUUAUUAGUUAAAAAGAUCCGGGCUAUGUAAGGAAAAGAUAUAAAAUUUGCAUUGUUAAUUGUUUCUGAGAAUCCAACUUUAGCCAAAUUUUAAAAAUUUACUAAUUGUAAUAUUAAUAUGACAAGUGCAUAAUGGUGGGUUUUGAAUUUACAAUUCUAAAAAUACGGAAACGGUGUAGCUUGUUCUUGAUAUAAAAUAGCUAAUUAUUUCUCUGUGACAAAGUGUUGGGAACAUGUUAUAAAACAUGUAUUAAAUGGUUAAGCUUUCAUUGGGUACCAACAAAUACUUUGUAUGUUUGAUAUUCGAUUUAUGAGCCAUUUUUUAAUUGGCAAAUUGGGUUGUGUACUAUAGUAAUAUUAUAGCCGGAAGUAAACAAUGACAUAUACAGAAUAAAGCUUUUACAUUUUUUAUUCUAAAAAUGCGGAAACAGGUGGAAUCAUUGUUGUCACUUAUUUUAGAGCUCAUGCUCAUAGCCUAAACAUCUUGCAUUCCCAACACAUCUUGCAUAGCUAGUUCAUUUAAACAGUAAAAAAUAUUCUUGGCUGGUACUGGCUUAGUAUUAGUACUCUUACUAAAAAGUGGAAUUAAAGGUGGGAAAAAGCUGCAAGGGGAAAUAAGCAAUAUUGUUAACAUUAGAUACAAUAUUUAUAGAUUUGUCUCAAUUGGGAAAUUUCAAAGAAUUGUGAGACAAAUAUAUCUUUUUAGUUUCAGUAUUGCUGUACAUGACAUUUUUCUAAAAAUAGCAAAUCUAAUUACCCCUAAUGGUUUUACAUUUUGCUAUAUAUUCAAGUGAAGCUGUUUGCUAACUUAAUAUAUUUUGUAAAAGUUCAAUUAGAUUAUUACCUACUUUUAUAUUAUUCAUUAUAUAACCAUAGACAUACAUCAUAUGUUUUUUUUAAAUUUAUAGUUUUGAUAUUAAAUAAAACAUGGAGUUUGAUGAUCUACUUUUGUGUAAGUUUUAUUUACUGAACAAAUCCAUCUAAACAAAAUAUUCAUGUUUCUCUUAUGAAUAUUUUGUUUUGUCACUUAACCUUAAAACUUGUAAGUUUUAUUGUUUAUUCUGUUCUCCUUCUCUUAAUGAACAUUCAAUCAUAAUAUGGCUGUAAUUGUAAAAGUUUGAAUAGAGCAAAAUGAUGUAAAACAAAGCUGCAUUGAUAUACUUUUUCUAACAUUUGACCUCAUGAUUGAGAAAAGAAUUAAAUAUGGAGUUUUUCUUUCAGUAUUAUGAUAAGUUUAGUCAUAAGCAAAUAUAUUGAAAUAAAUUAUUAUUGGCUGAAAAAUUCAAGGUUUAAACACUUUUAUCAUAUUGCUUCACAAAAAUUGUAGCUCUUUGUUUUUCAAACUAUUUAGAAAAUACUUGAUUAAAAAAAAAAGUUAUUAAAUGAAAAACAUUUAAUCUUUUUAACAUUUUGGCAUAUUCUGUUGUAAAGAAAUAAAGUCAGGAAUUAUUCGGCUUGUCUUUAAACCUUAAACUUUGUAUCCAUUCAUUAGUUUUGUCUUGAAACUAUUUAAAGGAAUUAGACACACAUAAAGAUACGGCUACUGGGUGUGUAUCUUUGAUUUGGAUAUUCAGCGAUUUGAUCACAACAUUGCAUGUUGACUGACAAAUUUAAGAUUUCGUCUCUCAACUUCACCCUUUGAAACAUGUUCACUUGUUAUUUGAAGUGUCUGUGUAAGCAAUUAAAAACAAUUUAGGUCUGAAAUUUUAGAAAUGUAUUAAACCAAAGAUAGGGAUUUAAAAACAUUUUCAGCACUUUCAAAUCCCUGUCACACAAAAGACAACACUGACAGCACUAAUUACAUACAUUUUUUGAUCAUUAAUAUAUCAUAUUCACUUCAGUUCGUGUGUUUUCUGUGCUUAAGGCAAAAUAUUCAGACGGCUAACUGACUCACUUCAAAUCCUCUUAUUGAACUGAGACUUGUUGCAGAUGACAACGCCUUCUUUCAAAUUUUCAGCCCCAACCCCCAAAAAUCAGUGUUAACUGUUUUUCAAGGGGAAAGAUAUUAUAUGAAAUGUGAUUUGUUUAAUGGUUGCAUGUUUUGGUGUGGAGAUUAAUUGUGCAGCUUUUGCAGUGUGUUUUCUAUUUGUGACUUAUUUGGGCAUGCAGUAAAAAUAGUUUAUUUUUGAAGGGGGAAAAUGAUGGAAAUAUGAAAUGUGUUUUUUGCCAGAAGUUUCCCCAUAUACAUAACUGCUUCCUAAUCAAUGGUAAAUCACAUAGGAUUACAAAAAUUGCAACACAAAUGCACACAAAACAUUUAUACAAAAAACUUGUUUUUAGGGGUUGUUUAAUUUAAAAUAUAUAUAGACUAUAUUUUUAAAAAAUUUGCUUUAAAAAAAAGGUGCAUUACCUGUAACUAAAAAUUUUUUUUUUUCUAUUUGCUAAAAAAAAAUGCAUUACCUGUAACUAAUAAAAAAAUUUUUUUUUACAAUUGUCUUAUUUGAAGAAGCACAUUUAAAUUUAAUUUGUGAAGAAAAAAAAAGUAUUUUAAUUUAGCUUUUACUUCUUUACAGUUUAAUAGAGUUUUCCUCUCCACACAGGUAUUAUUGAUGCACCAGCAAACAUGAGAAGCAACUUGAGCAUCUUGAGUGGGAUCUGUCCCAACUGCCAGAAGAGGUUGUUCUUUGCAGAGCACGAGGCAAGUGUGGAGUGCACAGGAUGUGGCCAGAGGCAUACUCAGGGCAAGUUAAGGAACUUGGAGAGGGUGCCGGAGGUAGGAGUAACAAUGACUCAGUUUGUUCUCAUGUGUAGGAGUGCUAGUGAUGCGUCCUAUGUUGUUUGUUCUCAUGUAUAGGAAAACUAGUGAUGCAUUCUAUGUUGUUUGAUCUCAUGUGUAGGAAAGCUAGUGAUGCGUCCUAUGUUGUUUGAUCUCAUGUGUAGGAAUGCUAGUGAUGCGUCCUAUGUUGUUUGUUCUCAUGUGUAGGAGUGCUAGUGAUGCGUCCUAUGUUGUUUGAUCUCAUGUGUAGGAAAGCUAGUGAUGCGUCCUAUGUUGUUUGAUCUCAUGUGUAGGAAUGCUAGUGAUGCGUCCUAUGUUGUUUGUUCUCAUGUGUAGGAGUGCUAGUGAUGCGUCCUAUGUUGUUUGUUCUCAUGUAUAGGAAAACUAGUGAUGCAUCCUAUGUUGUUUGUUCUCAUGUGUAGGAAUUCUAGUGAUGCGUCCUAUGUUGUUUGUUCUCAUGUGUAGGAAUGCUAGUGAUGCGUCCUAUGUUGUUUGUUCUCAUGUAUAGGAAAACUAGUGAUGCAUCCUAUGUUGUUUGAUCUCAUGUGUAGGAAAGCUAGUGAUGCGUCCUAUGUUGUUUGAUCUCAUGUGUAGGAGUGCUAGUGAUGCGUCCUAUGUUGUUGGUUCUCAUGUGUAGGAAUUCUAGUGAAGCGUCCUAUGUUGUUUGUUCUCAUGUGUAGGAAUACUAGUGAUGCAUCCUAUGUUGUUUGUUUUUAUGUGUAGGAAUACUAGUGACUUCCCCUAUAUUGUUUGCUGUCAAAGGUAGCAAUAAUGACAGUUGUCCCCAUUUGUAGAAUUAACUGGGCAAACUGUGUUUAGGCUUUAAGGAAUGUUUAUAAAAGUCUCAUGAUAAGACCCUAACUACUUAAUUUCCUGCCAUCUUGUCAUCACCUUCUUCUUUGUCAUAUUAUUUUUAAUUUAAUUAAGUUGUAGGACUUGGGUUUUCUCAGCUUUUGUGGAUGGAUGGAGUGUUACUCACCAUUUUAUCUUAUAAUAUUUUGUGUUAAAAUAAUGCCUCUGGUAUAUGUCAGGAUGAGGAGGAGAGCUGCAUUACUUUAAGCAUAUACGAUGUAGUUUCAGUUAAGAUUCUGGGGUGCAACAUUCAUUUUCGUUUGUAAAGUCAGAAAUAAUUUUGGGUGUGUAAAAAUGGGAAAGCUGUGUGUCAGAAUUUUGUACACGUUACAGGAUGGAGUAGUUAAAGAAUCUAUGUGCUGGCCAGCUCAGUAAUGCAUGGCACAUCAUGUGCAUAAACUUUAUUUCAGCAAAUGAGUGGUGUGUUUGAAGCCAUAGAGACUUUGCUCCAGAAGUUGAAGCAGAGUGAAUCUGAACAGAAGCCGAACAUAGACCAAGUAUCCUUGAAAGUAAAUGGAUUGUCCAACUACCUGUGUGCCAUUCUGUCCCCACUGCUUACAGACUACGGUAUGGACAAAGCCACUGGACGGUGAGUAAAGCGGAACUUAACUGGAUAAUGAAAUAUCAUAAUUUCAAUGUCAUGAUUUCUUGCACAAGAAUUUUUAUUGCACUAGUUGGAGAUUUAAAUAUAUAAUGAAUAAGCAUAUUUUAAAUUAACUAUUUUGAAAAUGUGUCUAACUGUACUAGAGUAUUUUCAUGACUUAGAUACUCUCAUAGAACAGCUUCUUCUUUAAUUUUUUUUUUUUUUUUUUUUUCUUUUUGUAGGUUUUUUUUUUGAAAUUAUUUUUUUUUUUUUUUUUUUUUAUUUUUUUUUUUUUUUUUUUUUCCAUUUUGAAGGAUCUUUUUCAGAAAUUAAUUGUUUUUAUUUUUUCUUUAUAAAAGGGCCAAACUCUUAACAGAAAUGGGAAAAGGGCAAAUCUUUGACUGCGCCCAGCUUGGAGACAGAGCUUUUCUAAUAGAACCUGAGCAUCUCUCUAUGCCUGGCUAUGGUCAAGAUCGCAGUGGAAGCUAUGACUAUCUGAGGGACACAUUAAAUUUGAUUAAGGUGAUUUUAAUUAGGUUUUUUCGAAAAUUACUCAUUAUUUUAGAGCUGAAAUUUUUUUAAUGUUAUUUUUAUUUCUUACAAAAAAAAAAGUUUUUUUAACAAAAUCUUAAUUUGAAUAUCUGUAUUUAUUAUUUGGGACAAUAGUUUGUUGUAUAUUGAGUUGAUAACAGUAUGUACUAUCAGAAUCUGGGAGAAUAGUUUUUGCUAUAUUGAAUUGAUAUUUGUAUUAAUAUUAUUUUUGGUCCCUUCGCAUGCCAAGAUGGCCACGGAAAUGUGCCACUUGAGUUGUAGCCUUGAUCUGAGCUGUAUUUUGUUUAUUGUGAGGGAGCCUCACUUUCUAGUCUUUGUCUAUUUGAUCUAGUGACAAGACUUAGUCAAGACCACUGGAAAAUAGACAAGUGUUUCAAUGCACUCUUUAUGUCACAGGAGUUGUCAGAAUUUUCAUUGUGUCGAUGCCACACCACCUACAGGGCUCCUCGUCAGGGUGUGAUUUCAGAGUUUGCCUUCUCUUAGAUGAGUUGACAUGCCAUCAUUAAGCUUAUUUUUUUUUUAAAAUUAUUUUUUUUUAGCUAAAUUCCCAUCCCCCCUCAUUGGUCCUUUGGUUUUCUUCUGUAGCUUGAUAAUGAGAACGAGGAGCGACUGGUUCCCAUCCACGCUGACGGGGACGGCCAUUGUCUUGUGCAUGCCGUCUCCCGAGCACUGGUAGGGUGGCAGCUCUUCUGGCACCCGCUGAGAGUCAACCUGAUGAGGCAUUUCCAGGAAAACUUUACCAAGUACCAGAUGCAGUUUCAGGUGAGCCUCUGUGGUGUAUGGCAUUAAACUGUACACCUUUAGGAUUCUUUGGUGUCGGCAGCCUAUAUUUUCUUCAUACAUUCGUUUGCCUUCCGGGAAAGAAAAAAAAAGGUAUUUUUAAGUUGACAGACAAAGUCUGAGUCAUCUUCAUAAAAAAUAAUUUACAUUGUCCAGCAAUCAUGUAAGAUUAAUAGAUUCCAACUCGGAUUUACAACAAUUUAAAAAAAGUAUUAAGUUUACAUGACACAGGCUAGAUCAGUUGAUUAAGUUGUUUUAAUUAGGUUUCUUCAAAAAUUGCUAAUUAUUUUAGAACUGAAAUUCAAUUCUGUUAGUGCAUAGUGAAACCAAUUUAUUUCCAGGACUUUAUUGACGCCAGUGAGUGGCAACUUAUAAUUAAAGAAUGUGAUCCAAAUUUUGUCCCCAACGGUGCAGAGCCAACUGGCCUCAGGAAUAUUCAUAUUCUAGGCCUGGCCAAUGUCCUGAAGCGGCCAAUCGUAUUGCUGGAUUCGCUGGAGGGUAUACAGAGCUCCGGGGAUUACUCUGGUGAGGAAGAUGGAAAUAUUGGUCUGUAGAAAGGAGUUUGGGUUUUAAAGUUAACUUUUCAUGAGUGCUUUUGAAGAAGUAUAGGGGAAUGGGAUACUAAUUUAAUUAAUGUUUUAUUGAUUUGUCUUAUGCCAGAAUUGUAAACUUAUGUAUUUUGAUGGCUUUGGGGUUAGAAUUGCUGUCUACUUUAAUCAGAUCAUAUACAGCCAAAAUGAACCAUUAAUUAUUUGUCUCAUGAUGUGCUCUAAGUAUGUCAAGCAGUGUAUUCAGACCAGGGUGUCAACUUAGGAACUAUAUUUUUGAUAUCCCCCACAUUUGGAACUUGGUUAUAUUUUUGUUUAGUUCCAUAGCCUCAGCUGCUACUCAAAUUCCAUAAUACUUGAUAAUUUGCUGUUUAAGAUUAAACAUGAAUUUUAAUUUUUGUUGUUGCUUUUAAUAAAAAAAAGAAAUUUACUUACAUUUUUCUACAGCUAUUUUCUUACCUUGCUUCUCUCCCCCAUCUGAAUGCAUGAACAAGGAUGGGAUCUUGAACAACCCUAUUUGCAUUGCCUGGAGCAGUCCAGGGAGAAAUCACUUCAUACCAUUAGUUGGGGUCAAAGGUCUGUUUUUGUUAUCUUACCCUACUCUUUAUCAGUUAGCAUUGAGCCCUGCUAUAAUGCAAUGAUUGGGGUCCAUAAGAUCAGAUGGCACUAAGAGCGGGGUUAUGUUAAUGUUGUGUUUUACAAUAUGACGCGUGAAUAGUGCUGUGAUUUUUAGAAAAGUAGGAAGACAGGUUAUUUUAUUAAAUUUAUAAACUGAUUUUUUAAUCUCUUGUGGUAAGUGAUUUGUGAGGUGUUGAGCUAAUUUUAGUAGUUCUAUAAUGGUGUUGUAUGUGAAUAUAUGUAUUUUGUACUUCUUUUUUUCAAGUACUUUGAAAUAAUAUUAAUUUUCAUGUGUGGCUGAAUAUUCAAAUAUUCGUGAGCCAUGCCGCAAUGGCAUUAUAUCCUAAUUCAUGUUAUAGUGGAGGCGCUUUAUCUUCCACUGUAUUAAAAUUUAGAACUAAAAAGUUACACUAUUUACUGGCUCUGGAACCGAAAUUAAACUACUUUGCCAUAUUAUCAAAAUGUUCCUGUCUCAUAAAAACGUUAUGAACAGGUUCUUUCCAUCAGACCCUCAAUAACAUGAUACGUGUGAACUUGCUUAUCUUGAACUCGGUUAACUCGCCAACCCUGUUAUGUCAACGUCUUUGCCUGUGCAUUUCCUCCUCUGUUAUGUCGAUUCUUUUAUGUCGCCGAACCCUGAUAUCUCAAGCACAAAAGGCAUUCAAAUUUGCCCCUUAACCUCGGUUAUCUCGAUCCCCAAGACCAUUCGCCGGCUUUUGAACUCUGCAAGAAGAAAAGGCAAACAACAAAGAAAUAAGUUUUUCAUAAUUAAAAAUAAUUAUUUAUUUCUCUAAAUACAGGACUUGUGUUUUAGAAUGAACCUAGAAGUAAUUUAAAUAAAUAUACUUUAAUUCGAGGUUUAAAAACCUGGUAGAGUCCAUAUUAUAAAUGCUCAUAAUUUGCUGUGUUUAAAACUUUGUCAUGGGCAGCCAUUCACGGUCACUUACAUAAUGGCUAUGCCGUGGUACUAUGUCAGAGUUUCAUUCAUAACAGUUUGCCGUGUGAUUGGCCAGGAAGAUAAUAAACAAAAUCACACUUUAAAAAUUCGUAGCUCUAAAGUAGUAAAGUUAAAAAGUUGGUUCUGGUUUAAUUUUUUUUUUAAAUUUGAAAUUUGCUAUAAAUAACUGUAAUAUUAAAAAAAAAUAUUUAUUAUGUUUUUACCGAAGUACCUGCAUUUAUUAACGCACAUCAUGUACAUAAAGAAAGUUCAAGCACAUGUUUAUAUAUUGCCGCCAUAUUGGUUUUCGGUUAUCUUGAUCAUCGGUUAUCUCGACGCUUUUUGGCAAACCCAGAGGCCGUCGACAUAACCGAGUUCUACUGAAUUGGGUGUUUCAAUCCAGCAAAUGUGUCUUCUCAUUGAAAGGUAAAAAAUGCCCCGUGUUGUCAAGGCACAUGAUUCAGAGAGCCUGGGGUAUCUCAGACCUUGAGAUUGACAAGUAUGUGCACUUUGAUGUCAACGGAUUUUGUCAGAUAGGUGGAGAGAAGGUGCUGCAGGUGAGAAUGUCAGCACGCUCAGUGUAAUUGUUAUAUCAUUAAUGGAGAGAAGGUGCUGCAGGUGAGAAUGUCGGCGCGCUCAGUGUAAUUGUUAUAUGAUUAAUGGAGAGAAGGUGCUGCAGGUGAGAAUGUCGGCAUGCUCAGUGUAAUUGUUCUAUGAUUAAUGGAGAGAAGGUGCUGCAGGUGAGAAUGUCGGCACGCUCAGUGUAAUUGUUCUAUGAUUAAUGGAGAGAAGGUGCUGCAGGUGAGAAUGUCAGCAUGCUCAGUGUAAUUGUUAUAUGAUUAAUGGAGAGACGGUGGUGCAGGUGAGAAUGUCGGCAUGCUCAGUGUAAUUGUUAUAUGAUUAAUGGAGAGAAGGUGCUGCAGGUGAGAAUGUCGGCAUGCUCAGUGUAAUUGUUCUAUGAUUAAUGGAGAGAAGGUGCUGCAGGUGAGAAUGUCAGCAUGCUCAGUGUAAUUGUUAUAUGAUUAAUGGAGAGAAGGUGCUGCAGGUGAGAAUGUCAGCAUGCUCAGUGUAAUUGUUAUAUGAUUAAUCUGCUAAAACGCUCCCCUCUCUCUACACUUCUUCUUCUUCUUAUAUUUGAGGGCCCCACGAUCAAUUUGUUGAUCAUUCUUGUGCACAUACACACUCUCGUACACACACUCUUACAAUUAUUUCUUGUAUGGUUAAAUGAAUGAUACAGUGGGAAAUUUCAUUAUCUUGUCAUUUUAUUUUUCAGCUUUAGAGCUCAUCAGUCUAAAUGUUUAAAUUAAAAUCAGUGCAAACAUGUUUGCUUCUAAACUUUUGAUUAAAAUAAAUUUCUCUUCUAAUUAACUGAAAUGUUUUUUCUUUGACUCCCUGAUUAUAAUUAAUUUGAUUAAAAUUCAGUAAUUUUUGUGGUGUGUACACAGGCAGGAUAUUUCCAGCGCCUGGUUUCAGCAAUGUCUGACAUAUUUUAUGAAAAGUAUCAUGUGUCCUCUGCCCUCCUUGCCGACGUUUAUCAACAGAUUUUUAAAGCUAAUGGUGAGCUAUCCAAUUUUAACUUAAGUAGAACACCUUUGCUCAAGGUUAUUGAAAAUUUUGGGGGAAGGGGAGGGGGGGGGAAGAAAUGUCUUUCAAUAUUUAAUAUCAGCUGUUGCAAUAGUUUUAUAAUAAAUAUAUUUAUUUUUCAUAUUUUAAUUUGUUCAAGUAAUUUGUUUUAAAUUUCAUUGAUAAAAAUGUUAUUAAGUUUUAAAAAAAUUUUUUAUCAACAAAGUUCAUAAUCAAAGUUUGACUUUUUAUUAUUUAUUUCUAAUUAUCUAUUGUUUCUUGUUUCGUAUUGUCUGCUGAGGAAAGCAUCUUGCCGAAACUUACUUUUUAUUGUUUUGUCUUUACAUUUCAAGCCUAAACAUAUCUUAGUUCCACUGUUUUCUUAAUUUCAUCUAUAAUGCAGAAUGACUACUUUUAUUAUUCAAAUCACUCCUCAUUUUGUUACCUACCUGUUCUUCAACCUCUCAGAUAUCUAAAUGUUUUUCUUUGAGAUCCAUGCAUGAAUACCUCCUGCAUGAACCAGUUUCUCAAUUUCUCCUUUUUCUGCAUUUCCAUGAAAACACUCUCUUUGGCUGCUUAAAUGUUUAUUUUAGAUUCCUUGCCUCCAUUUGAUUCCAUGUUUUUCUUUUUAGUCAAUAUCUGGUCAGCAUUUUACUCUAUACAAUUUUUGUUUGUAACUCAGGGCUGGUCUUUGGAAUGGAUCUUGAGUUCCUGCUGGAGAAGACCAAGGCAAGCAUAGACGAGGGCCUUCUCUUCAUCUGCCUGUCCUGUCACAGCCUGGGCUUUGCCAGUGUCAUCAGUGAAGACUGGUGUUACCCAGGGGGAGAACUCUAUGAACUUGCAAAGACUCACGGAAAGCUGAAAGAUCAACAGCAGUACUCGUUUCCCCUUCAUGGUGAGGAGAUACAAAAAUAAUAGCAAAAUAUGUUAAAAAAUAUAUAUAUUUAUGCAUUUAAAAUAAUUUCUCUAUAUGAGAUCCUCUCACGGAUGUUAAAUGAUAAAAUAGCUUCACUUAUGAUUCCAAAAAAUAAGAACGAGUUACUUGUUGCCUUUUUAAAAAAUCUCUCAGAAUUGUGCUUCCACCUUUUUUUAAAACCCAUUCACUAAUUUACAAGCGAAAAUAUUGCUGAACUAUGAAAACUCUUUUGUGUCCUGGAGAGAUCCAUUUCAAAUAAACAACUGUCAAACAUAGAAUCCUUUUCACUUCUAUGGUCACAUGGCAGCUGAUGACAAACGCAAUUCCGUUUUAAAGAUGCAAGAGUUUCAGUACUGCUAGUUUUGGGUGCAUGCUGUGUAUACAUUUCUUUAUUAACUCUAACAAAAGAUCACCUGACAUUUUUUAUCAACUUUAACAAAAGAUUGACUGACCAUGCUGAAAAAAAUAAAAGAUUUAAAUUUCAAAGCUUUGGGAAGGUUUUUUUUUUCAUUAAAAAAAUACUUCAACAAUUUCCUCUCCGCAGAUGUGAUAGCAAGCUACGAUGCCUGCCUGGAUAAACUAGUUGUAGUGAAGGGAAGCCACAAGCCCUCUUCCUGUUUGUACUGUAACAGGUUAGAAAUGCAAUUUUUAUUCUUUUCUGCUGUGAUCACCGCCAGCACAUGGCUAAGAUAUGAUUUUUAAAUGAUUUUUUUUUAUUGUGGCUCACAAACGGGUACAGCUUCGAAUGGACUUCUGUGCACUUGGCUUGUUGGCUUAUUUUAACUCUUUCCCUCCGGAAUUAUUUUCCACGUUCUGACGGAAUUAUCUAUUUCGGGUUUUUGUUGCGCGCUACUAUGUUUUCUCUAAACCUUCAUAACUUUUUUGUUUUUAAUCAGAAAAUGUUAAUAUUGGUAUGGAAUUAAAGGGAAAUGCAUGCUCCUUGCAAACAAACAAGAUUUGGGUUUAAAUUUUAAUAAAUAAAUGUGAUUGUGAUUUAAGGAAAAUAAAAAUCUAUUUAAAAAAACUCACCAAAUGUUCACAAAACGCUCCUUUGAAGUCACACGAAGAGAAAUAUAUAAUCCAAAGUGUAACAAAAAUGUUUUUUUUCUGAACUAUAUUCAUAUGUGCAUCACAAAUAAUAAAGAUCAACUUUCAAAAAAGAAAAAAUUAAACCUCAGAGCACAUUAUCCAUUGUCACCACCACACAAAAAAUUAGGAAAAAAAUUCAACUAAUUCCACUGGAGACAAUCUGUUGCUAUUUAAAAAAUAAUUGCACUGUAUAAAUUAAACCUCAGAGCACAUUAUCCAUUGUCACCACCACACAAAAAAUUAGGAAAAAAAUUCAACUAAUUCCACUGGAGACAAUCUGUUGCUAUUUAAAAAAUAAUUGCACUGUAUCCUUGAAUGUACUAAAAUUUAUAAUAGUAAAUGGAGAAUUUACCAUACAUUAGUCACAUAUUUCCAUCUGGGUUUAGCAAUAGUAAGCCUAAAAAACAAUCCAUAUGGAUGUGCCCUUUAGCUGGGGGGGCGGGGCUGGUUGUUCAUCAGCUGAUGAAUUACUAAUUUCAUUAUUUUGUCACUAGUACUACUAAUACUAGUACUAGGAUUAUGAUCAUACGAUUCGACAGAAUCAGCCUCUGCAUUUGAAAUAAUAAAAUCACUGUCUGAAUCAUCACAAGAGUAAUAUUUUCCACCUUUAUUGGAUUGAUCACCAGAUGGGUCAGGUCAAGAUUUCAUGUUUGUAAACUAAAAUAAAAUGGACAAUCAAAACAACCGCUUCAAACAAUUCGUUUUUCGCUCAAUCACAGUAAAACCGGAUGUUUAUGAAAGGGAAAUCAUUCUAGAAUUGAUUUAAAAUAACUAAAUACCGAUAGCUAAGAAAAGAACCGAAAUAAACAGGUUUUUAUACAUCGACGAUCCCAUCGUCGAUACGCCGAACUCUUCAUUUCAAAUCGACGAUGGGAGCGUUGAUCCGGAGGGAAAGAGAACUAAAUACCGAUAGCUAAGAAAAGAACCGAAAUAAACAGGUUUUUAUACAUCGACGAUCCCAUCGUCGAUACGCCGAACUCUUCAUUUCAAAUCGACGAUGGGAGCGUUGAUCCGGAGGGAAAGAGUUAAUAAUUAAACCAGGGCUGAGGCCCCAACCUUAUAGACAUAUUUUUGUGUAAAGCAUCUCCAAAUUCUUUUGCAACUCAUUCCCUCCGACAGUGCUCUUCCAUACCGGUACUAAAUUUAUUUUCCUGAGAAAAGGGAAGCAACUCAGUUUUGACAUUGAUUUACAUUUUUAAAAUAUUUUUUUAAGCUGCUAAAUAUAAAUAAAUGUUAAUGAAUUAAGGACGAAUGAAUCAAAAAAUGAAUAAGAUUUUAUAAAAAAUACAACAUUAGCGGCGACAAAAUUAUGAACAAUGGCCAAAAAAAUUGAUUUUUGGCACCUCGGACAAACACAUGCUAGAUAUAGACGCGCCUUACUAAAGCACACGUAGUUUAAAGUGAAACAAGAUAAAAACUUUCGGUUUUUCAAUUAAAAUCACGGAGAAUCAUGCCAUAGCUGGAAAUCUUGAGGGACAUGAGAUUUCAUUGCUAUUUUUAAUUAAUUAUAAGAGAGGUGUGUCGCUAUGCGCCAGGACGCAUUUGGACGCAUCCGUCGAAACCCCCAAAGGACGCAUUUAUUCACAACCUUCGGGAAUGAGUUAAAGAACCCAACAUUUUCGCUCUAAAAACACAUAUUCAGUGUAGCUUACCAAUUUUAAUUUUUUUGCAUAUUUUAUAUCCAUCACUUGUAUUUAAACAUAAGAAGAAACAGCAAAUGUUGAUGUGAGAAUAUGAUUUAACCAAAAAAAAUUUUGUUUAAACUUGUCAGUUACUGAAAAUUUCAUACAUCAACAUUUACUCAUCUUGAAAGAUACUCCAAUAUUUACACAUUCUUUAAAAAAAAAAUUUAGUUUGACCUUUCUUUACUCUGACUACUGCAGCAAGACUUUCCGCCUGGUGGAUGCUGACUACACUGUGCAUUAUGAGAACAAGGACAAGACCAUGACAAAAUCAAAAACAUGCCAGUGUGGCUUUAAGCACUACUGGGAGGGCAAGGAGUAUGAUGGCUUUCCUAAAUUGUAAGCAAUAUUCUAGCACAGCAUAAGACAGCUUGUCAAACAUGCCAGUGUUUUGUCUUGUUGACGGUCAUCCCUGUUUGUUUGAAAAAAAAGCAUAAAGAAAUAGCUAUAGAAAACAAAAUAAAUUUAGCCGGAAGACUUAAGCAAAUUUGUGUUUUAAUUCAUGGAGUGCAUAUUUAAAUUGAAUUUAGCAAGAGUCUCACAUACCAACAUUUUUUUAACAACAAUUUUUGCAUUUCUUAUAUUAUUUUAAGAAAGAACAAAUUGUAUUUUUAAAUUAAUUGAAAUACUAUGAAAUGGACCAUCAGCGUUUUCCGUCAUUUCAGGAUUUAAAUAACUUUCUCCCCCACGAUAACUUUACAAAUGCUGCAUUUACUUAAUGAUUUGAGCCUUUUUAUGUUAUCAUUACUUUCUCACUGGAUAAUUCACAGCCUCACUGUUCAGAUGGACUGGGGAGAUCGGUCCAUCAAGGCCCAGGUAGAUUGGUUCCAAGACCAAGAAGAUCCCAGUCUCAACAGCAAUGCCUACGAGAUAGCCCAGAACCUUGUGCAGGCUCACUUUCCUGGUAAGUCCAGUACCUUGUUCAGGCUCACUUUCAAGGUAAGUCCAGUAUAUUGUCCAGGCUCACUUUCAAGGUAAGUCCAGUAUAUUGUCCAGGCUCACUUUCCAGGUAAGUCCAGUACCUUGUUCAGGUUUGCCUUUUAAAUAUAUAACACAGUGUUAUUGGUACUUCACAGCCACCUUGAAAUAACCCAUGCUAUGGAAUUCCCUUGAUUUGCAAUAAGAUUACUGUCCUGGAUCAAAUGUCACAAAUUCAGUUGUAUAUUACACAUAUAUUUAUUUAGAUAAAUUUUCUAAAAUAUGAUGUUUUUAGAGAAAAAUGGGGGCAUGAUUAUGAAAUCAGAUUAUUUUCCCCACUGCAGGAGAGUUCGGCAGUGAGAGGCUAGUGCAGAAGGUGGUGGAGCAGAUCCUGCGCCAAACGAACAAACCUGAAGCAGAGAAGAGUGCUCAGCGAGAGGUGAGGGGUGCUGCAGGCACGUCAGCCUCUAACGAGUCUGCAUCUGUUGAUGAGGAGGAGCAAGCUGGUUGGUCGCCGCACAAGGCGACGAAAGCAAUACUCACUGGACUGCAGGUCUGUCUCACAGUUAACUUCCUGAAAUCUAAGAGAUAAAUAUAUUUAUAGUUUCUAAGGAACUUAAAGUAAAACAAAAUGUAUAGAAAUUUCAGUAAAAAUUUCAAUUUACAUUUUUUUUAAAACUGUUUGUAUAGGGAAUUUCUGUUCAAAAUGUUAAAAUGUUAUCUAGAAAUGUUUGUCAAUUGAUGUUUCAACUUAUAGCUCAAAUAGAGUUUGAAAAUAAUUUUUUUUUAAAGGGUUCAUUAACUCCAUAAAAUUACAAUGUGGAGUUUUAAAAAAAAAGCGACAUUUUGGUUCUAUGAAAACCAAAAUAUUUUUGCUUGUGUUAUUUUUUGCCCUAGAAUUUAUUUUUUAUAAUUGAACCAAAGUUAUUGUCCUAUUUUAAAUUUUUUUUUAGGUUUUUGCACUGACCGCGUACAACUGGAAGCCUAUGAUAAUGUUAAUCACUUUGGUGGUCCAUGUUGGAUAGGGUAUAGGCAAAGUUGGGGCCAGGGCUGCAAAAGUCAGCCGAUGAUAUCAAGCAGAUUGUUCUUGUAUAUUUAUAAACUGUGCGGACUGGAAGCAUGUCCCUUUUUUUUUCCUCUGUCGUUUUUCUGAUUUUUUAUUUUUCAAAAAGAAAAACAAUACUCUUUGUAAACAUAACCAACUCAUGCUAAAAAGAAAAUAGGUGAAAGUGACUUGUGCGGCCUUGGUUGUGUCAGUGUGAAAAGUUAAGUCAAGGAAUGGUCAUGACACCACCCUGCGUAACAGUCUCUUGCCAUUUCACAGAGACAGAGUGUGCACAAGGAGGAACUCAACAAGAGCACAGCGGAGCGCAGAGUCCAGCAGCAGAUUGAAGCCAAUGCAUCAAAGCAACAACGAAAACUUUCUGACCAGAUGUCGCAGGAGGGGCGGCACACGUCUGAACAAGGGUCACGGGUAGGUUUCAGCUUGAGAGCAAGGCAGGCAAAAUGGUUUUAAAAUAAACCAAUGUCAAAGCGAUAUUGGAACUUUCAAAAAGAGGCUAGAAGAAAUGUAAAUUCAAAAACCGUUUUGUUCUGAAAAUCCUAGAGGUUUUGUUGGUUCGGAAUACCCUACAGAUUUUGUUGGUGCGCAAUAUCCUCAUUUUAAGUUUAACUGGAUGGAGUUCAUUAGGACAGUUGAAUUGUCUCUGAGGUUUAGGUACAGGUAUGUAAGUGAUUUAUAAUUAUUGGGUGUCCCAUGCAUGGAUUCACUAUGGUGUUUGUAUAAUUUAUCACUUGUUUGCUGAUGGUCUGUGUGAAAAGGAUCCUCCUGACCCUCAUUUUAUUUUUCAGAUUUUUUUAGCUUGGUUAGUUUAUAUUAUUUAAUUUGAUACACCGUCUCUGUUAAAAGUAUCUAAGUUAGGAUUAUCAUUUGAUCAGUUUUUAAGAUUUGUCCUUUUAACCCAAUAGUUCAGCCAUUUAAUCAGUCAAAGAACUUUUUUUGUCCUUCUCUUCUUUUAAAUAGAAAACACCAGAGCGAAAGCUUCACCAGUCCCCUCCACCAUCUCCCCCUGCUGCCUCUGUUCGCCAGUCCCCACCCCCAUCAUCAUCGUCUGCAACGUACUCCCAGGCUCCUUCUUCUGCGGCAGCUGCCGGGGCAACAAGCUCCACAACUCCGACGGGCAGCGGUGGAGCGUCAGAGUUAUCAACCCCUACCAACAAGAGAAUCAGACUCUCCACAUCUGAUGGUAGAAACGUAAGAAAUUGAUGACUUUAAUUCUGGGCCCUUGUUUUGAAGUAAAAACACUUGAUAGAUAAUCUGUUAGCACACUCUCCCUGAGAAUCUUUUAGCACUCACUGAGAAUCUGUUAGCACUCGCUCACUGAGAAUCUGUUAGCUCUCCCUCACUGAGAAUCUGUUAGCACAUGCUCAAAACCAAUUUUUUCUUCUAACUUGAGAUUUAUAUAUUUCAAAUAAGUGAAGUUGUUACUUAACUGAUGUUACUUAACUGAAAAAGUGUUCUACUCUUCAUAAAAAAUAAUAAUUUUCAUUAAAAAAAAUAAUGUUAAAAGACUUAAGUUUACAAAAGUCAAAAUUUUCAGCAUCACUGAAAUAUUUUCUGAGGGUAUUAUUUGAGACACAGAUGCCCAACAUGUGCCAGGUGGUAUUUUAACUCUUUUGAUGCGGAACAACGCACACUGCGUUCUCCCGCCGUUCUCAAAAGCACAGACCAACGCGCUGUGUGUAGUUUCAAUAUCAUGUUUGUUUCUUUGCUAUUUCUCGGUUAAACUUUUUAAGAGCUAUUUUUAAAUAAGACUUUUACAUAGAAGAGUGGUACUUCAUUGUUUAUAAGCGAAACCAAGGUUUAUUUGUUGUCAUUUGAAGCAUUAUUUUAAUGAUUGUCUUCACUUUUUUUUUUUUUCUUUGGUUGCUAUGGCUGCUCUAGGCCCUAGAAGGAGAAUAAGUUUCCUAGACGAUGAACAGCUCAAAAAGUUUUGGAAUAAUUUUAUUUCUUUUGAUAGUGAAGAUGAUUUAUAUUUAGAACCAUCACAUGAUUCCGAUAGUAGUAGUUUUAGAGGAUUUGAGUUAUAGAAGUGAAGAUGAGGCAUGUGUACAUCAAAGGGUUUGGGGGAAAAAUGGUUUAGCAUACCAUGUUUUCAAAUUUUAUGGUUCUCUUCUGUAACUUAUUUUAUUUAAACUGAAGAAAUAAGUUUACAAACAUAUUGUCCUUUCAAUUAUCUUUCAUUUGAUACCAAGUUUAGUCUUAUAAACGAAAGAAUAAUAUUUUAAAUUUUUUUUUUUUUAUAAACCCAACCUCUCACUCUUUUUCGCUCUUCGAAAAAAUUAAAAAAAUUUUCUAUAAAAAAAAUUCCGCUGCAAAAGAGUUAAGGGUUGAAGGGGAAAAUAUGAUUAAAAUUGAAGCCAGUUUAAGAAUCUUUAAAGGCCAUUUUUAUUUUGUGGUUAGUGCAAGACUAUUUGGUAGAUUGUAGAUAAUAAAUGAGAUUAGGGAUGCCAAAGCAAAACUUAAUUUUAAUGUGUCAACCACUUAACACCUUUAUUCUUUAGUGGAUUUAUGACUUUGUGGUUUUAUUAGAAAUAAUUUAGUCAAAUUAGAAUUGGUGUGCAUAAAUUACUUUAUAAAUGAAUGUCAAGAUUUUUGACAAUUCAUAUAGAAGAACAUGUGUCAAUUAAUUUAAAAAAACAGUUGACCAAGUUAAAAUACAAAAUUUCUAGUCAUUGGAUAUACAUGUACAGCAAUUUUCUUCUUCAGAUCACGCUUGACCUCCCAUCAGAAUGCACAUUUCUUGAGCUGCAGUCCCUCAUAACGGAUGCUGUUGAUGUCCCCUCGGCAAAACAGAAGAUCAGGUAUGGGUUCCCUCCCCGUGAGCUCAAACCCCCAGCGACCCCCGAGGGUGACUACAAGGUGCCGAUCCAGCCUGGCGACAAAAUCACGCUGGAUAUCCUGCAUCCCCUGGCGCAGGACAAGCCUGCAGCCAAGAUGACAAAACCAGGUAUGAGGUUUGGAUUUAAGAGAUGUUUCCAAAUUGUGUUUAGUAAAGCGUGACUGUUACAAGCUGUUAUAAGGCCUAACAAAUUUAUUCUGUUUUAAGGUGUGGCUCAUUAGGUAAACUAUGUGUAACAAAAGACUGAAAACAAAUAUACGUGGGAAAACUAAACCAAAGAUGGUGAUAAUAUCAAAUAUACAGGAUAUUAAAAUACAAAAUGAAAUAUACAGAAUUAAAAACUGUAUUAACUUAUACGCACACCAAGUGAAAAAGUAAAAUCCUAGAUAGGUAAAAACAUUAAUCCACACACACAGUGUAAAAUUGUGUGUCUUGUAAGGCUCCUGGGAGUCUGACAAGUCUGCCGGUCACAGUUGACCGUCGUAAUCAUAGUGAGGGAGUCAGAGCCCCCCCUAGAACAGAAAGUCUAGAAUUUAUUCGCCAGAGAGUAUUUCCCCACAUCACACAAGGUGAACAAAAGCCAGGUCAACACACAGACUAUAAUGGCAAUGACUCACAAUUUUUGACCUGUGACUAUGACCUAAUUGUUUCCUUACAUUAAACAAGCCAGCAUCAAACAUUAGGAAUCCAGGUGUGAGGUUAGUUUUUGGAAAGGUAGCCAACAUGAGUUAAGCUAAGGGUGAAUCAAAAUGUUGACAUGUUAACAUAAUGAAUAUGUUUGGGUUUUUUUUUUACAUUGAAUUGCUCUGAUGAUUUUUACAUUGAAUUGCUCUCGUGAUUUUUACAUUGAUUUGCUCUGAUGAUUUUUACAUUGAUUUCCUCUGAUGAUUGCUCUGAUGAUUUUUACAUUGAUUUCCUCUGAUGAUUUUUACAUUGAUUUCCUCUGAUGAUUUUUACAUUGAUUUGCUCUGAUGAUUUUUAUAUUGAUUUGCUCUGAUGAUUUUAACAUUGAAUUGCUCUGAUGAUUUUUAUAUUGAUUUGCUCUGAUGAUUUUAACAUUGAAUUGCUCUGAUGAUUUUUAUAUUGAUUUGCUCUGAUGAUUUUUAUAUUGAUUUGCUCUGGUGAUUUUUAUAUUGAUUUGCUCUGGUGAUUUCAUUUCAAAAUUUAUUCAAUAUGUUUAAGUUGGGUUGACAAGGGGGAUGAAUUAUUAGCCCAUUUUGAAUUAAAGUAAAACAAGAAUGAAGCAGCUUAGGGCUGAUUUCAACAAAUCAAUUUACUUUCUGAUGUUUUGAUAUUUAUAUGGAUGCAGUUUCUGACAUUUUGUUUCGCUUACCGUUUUGUCAGCGGAAAAGAAAAUAAUUCACCCCCAGCCUCCGAGUAAGGAGAUGUCCUGGACGUCGUUCGCGGAGGGAGGAAUGGAUGAAGUGUCCGACCGUGUUCUGCAGGGACUGAUGGAUCCUCUUCUUGCAAGUGGUAAAUGGUUUUUUGUUUCAUAAAAUGCUUGGCCAACAUCCAAUCUUGCAACGCGCAGUGGAACUCGGUUGUUUUUCUUGUUACGGCCGCCACUUGCGUCUUUGAAAUCAUGUUGUGGGUGCAACCAGCCGGUGUUAAAACCUUGCACCCAUUUUCAAGGCAGGUGUAGCGUGACUACCAUUUUCACACCAACAGUUAAUCUCGAUAUGGGGACUAGACAAAAUGAAGAGAAUAAGCUUAGUGCUUCCUUCCAGAAUGUGUCAUUGCAAGUAGGCCUCUUUGUGGUUCUUGUUAGAGCAAGUAGGCCUCUUUGUGGUUCUUGUUAAAGCAAGCAGAGACAUAAUGGGGAUGAGGGUUGAGUUACAACAUUCAUUUUAUUUUCACUCCCUAAAAGAGAGACACCACCACCACAUUUUUCCCCCCCCCCCCCUUUUUUUUUUUCUUAUCAAAAUGUAGGGGUAGGGCUACUGCAUAAACCAGACGAAUGCAAGGCAGAAAGCUUACAAUAAUUUAACUAGUUACAUAUGACAUUUGUUAAGAACUUCUUUAUUUCUAAAGAUAAUUUCAAAUUAAAAUGUUGUCCACAUUUAUCAACGUUUAUUGUAUUUUUCCCAGGAGGGGAUAACCUGGAUCAUUCUCUGUCAGCCCUGGCCUUGACAGCAGCCCUGGACAACAAGGAUUUGUGGUUGUAUGUCCAGCUGCGUCCACACCUGUUCUCUGUGAAUGGCCUGUUCUACAAGCAGGUGGAGCGAGAUGUGGGCCUGGAGCACGGGAAACACUGUCAGCUGCCCCUGUUGCCCCAUAAGGUACGUUUGCCAUCAUGUGCAGAUGUAUACAACCAUAGUGACCAUGAUAUCUAUAGUUUUUAUUCUUCUUUUUAAUAACCAAGUCCAUCCCAGAACUGUGAUUGAUAACUUCACACAUGACUGAUGUGGUCUUAAAUUUUCAACAAAAUCAAGGCACCCAACCCUAUUGUGAUAUAAAUCUUCAAUUCCACCACAAGUGCAGUUAGAUUUUUAAUUUACAUUUCUUUGUAAAAAAAUAUCACAUGAGUGGGCUUCAACUUGUUUAUGUAAGAAAAGGUGUGUGUGUGUCCAAAAGAACUGAUCCGCUUUUAUGGAUUUGCAAUAUAACGGCCAUCUAGGCCGUCAAAACUGCACUCAAGACACAUCUCUUUAAACUCUACUACCCAACUGAUUCCCUCCCUCCCCCUGACCAAUAAACGAUCCCGCUAAAUAGUUCUGGGGUGGGUGGGGUGAAUAUACAUUAUUUAAAAAAAAAAUUUUUUUUUCUUUACAGCUGUUUUUUUAUUAAAUAAAUGUAUGUAAUUUUAUUUUAAUGUCAUGAUUAUGUUUGCUAAUAUUUUUAUGUGCAGCUCGGUGAGCCCAGUCCUAGGCUGGGGUACCGCGCUAUAUAAGACCACUGUACUGAUAAUAAUGUGUCCUCCACCCCCCUUCACUGUGGUGUGCAGAAGGUUUUUAUAUCUGAAUUAUCUGUCAUUGCCUGUUCCACGUCUAUCAUUGUUGCCAUGUCCUCAAGUAUAGAAAGCUCUGUGUCAAAUUAUAGUGUUGAGUUAUCAUUUUGCGUGUCACAGUUUGUUCAUCUAUCAUCUUAUUGCCAUGUCCUCAGGUAGAGAACUUGGUAUGUCAGAUUAUAAUGUUGGGUUAUCAUUUUGCCUGUCCCACACAUAUCAUCUUUGUGACCUGUCCUCAGGUAUAGGAGCUUGCAUGUCAGAUCAUAGUAUUUUAUCAUCCUCGCCUUGUCCUCAGAUAUUAAACCUGGUAUGUCACAUUCUAGUCUUGUCUUAUCAUUUUGCUUGUCACAUGUGUUGUGGACCCAUCAUCUAAGUGCCCUGUCCUGAUUUAGCCAGUCACAUGUGUUGUGGACCCAUAAUCUAAGUGCCCUGUCCUCAUUUUGCCUGUCACAAAUUGUGUACCCAUCGUCUUAGUGCCCUGUCUUCAGGUUUUUGUGUACAACCGUUUGGAUGACAGACUUGAGCUGUGCUUGGAGCCCUAUGGACACUUCCCCAUUGAGAUCAAUGUUGAGAGAAAUGCCUCUGGUAUCACACCAGCCAGCAAGUGCAAUAACAAGUCCACCGGCAAACCAUUUUCGGGUCAGUGAUCAAUCUGUUUUGGUCAUGUUGUCAGAUCUAUUUUUUAAAUAUUUUUUUAUGCCCCAAUGACUGUUAUUACUAAUUAUAGGUUUUAGAAAUCCAAAGACAAAAAAAAACACACAUUUUUGUUCUCCUGGGAAACAGAUGCAGAUAGAGAACUUAUGGGAUGAGUGGCAUUGCAGGAAGUGAUAUUAAUAGGGUUUUGCAAGAGAUCCUGCAAAAAAUAAUUUGUUGCUGUUUUUUGUUUUAAAUACAUGGGUGCAUUUAUAUUAACAUGAAUUAUAAUUUUUGUGAAAGAUGUUACUGUUAUGGAUAUUCAAAUAAGAUGUUAAUGUUAUGGAUAUUCAAAUAAGAUGUUAAUGUUAUGGAUAUUCAAAUAAGAUGUUAAUGUUAUGGAUAUUCAAAUAGAUGUUAAUGUUAUGGAUAUUCAAAUAAGAUGUUAAUGUUAUGGAUAUUCAAAUAAGAUGUUAAUGUUAUGGAUAUUCAAAUAAGAUGUCAAUGUUAUUGAUAUUCAAAUAAGAUGUUAAUGUUAUGGAUAUUCAAAUAAGAUGUUAAUGUUAUGGAUAUUCAAAAAAAAAUAUAAAUGCCAUGCUGGGGAGCUUUUAUCAUUGGGUAUAGGACUAUAAUGUCAUGAUGUUUCUUUUUCCUUUAUGUUUUCAGGUCAAGGUCACUCACUAAGGCCAAGCACUAGUCAGGAAGAGAGAAUGCCAACAGAUGUCCCGAUGUCCCCCAAACGCCAUGAGGCCAGAAGGCUGAACACCCUGUGUGAUCCAGCACUGCACCAGGAAUCCAUCGAGGAGGAGGAUGAGGAGACAGAGGUUGAAACAGUCAUCGACGAUGGCCACUCUGCAUCACAUCGCCUCAACCCGGCACAGUUGAUACGGAACCUGCCUCUCAUCAGGGGGGCCCUGGGGCCGCACUCACUUCUGCCAAUAUCGGAUACAAAGCUUGUGCGCAAGGGCCCUGGUUACAGUGAGCUGAGCCCCAUUCCAGAGAAUGCAGCCAACGAAAGCGUGGACAUGCUGCACCAGCUGGUCAGCAGAAUAGAGAGGGUCGUUGAGUCUCUGGGGCAGGACAUGGCGGCCGCUGGAGACUGUGAUGAACCGUCUCCCCAUCUUGCGGCCUUGAACUCAUGCCAGUCACAUUUCACAGGGGCAAGGUCUCCUUCCCCUUCUCUCACCGUCCCAGCCUUGAGAACGAACAAAACCACCGCUGAGAACAAAGCACUUCAUCCGACGUCUUUCAGAACCCCACUGUCCAACAACACAGACUUUGACAGCAGAAGCCACACA
Molecule: messenger RNA, 24725 nt
Organism: Lymnaea stagnalis (great pond snail)
Lineage: Eukaryota; Metazoa; Mollusca; Gastropoda; Lymnaeidae
Source: the annotation of a GenBank genome assembly